UGGGCAGGGAUAGAGACAAGGCAGCAAACCCAGAGGAGCCCAGAAGAGCCAAGCCAUGGAGCAGUACCUCUCAGCUACCGAGAAGAUGGAGCAGGAGGUGAUGUUCCCCAGCCUGCUCCGAGGAGUCUUCCCAGAGCAGGAAGGGGCAGACCCGGCCACAGGAGGCAACACGGACCUCUAUGAGCGCUACCAGCUCCUCAAAUCCAUCAAACCUGUGGUGGAGAAAGGCCUGGCCUCUGUCACCGACCAGAGCCACGGCGACACCGACGACGACACCGUCUCAGCUGAGGACACAGACAGCAACCUGGAAGAACGCCUGUCCCACCACGUCAAUGGCUUGCAGCAAGUCCUGACUGACCUUACCAAAAACACCAAAGCCCUGACCCGAAGGUACAGCCAGAUCCUGGAGGAGAUCCACCUCACUGAUGACCAUUCUAGCUAGUGAGCCUCCAUCCUCAUCCUCUGAGGGUGUCUGUUGCAUGCAGCCCAGCAGCACAUUUCCUCCUGUGCCAAGUCCCACCAGGGAACGUCCUUCGUGAGCAGCGCAGAGCUGGGCACUGCCUGAACCAUCUGAGCUGCCCCGUGUCAGAUCCCACCACCACCAUCCUUGCUGCUUCAUUUCACCACUGUCCCAGGGGGAUUUCUGCGGGGCAGAAAUGAGUGUUUUGUGGUUUUUGCUUUGUAAAAGGCAUCUGUAACUUUGAAGCCAUGCACAUUUUUUUGUUUUUUUUCUUUUUUUUCUGCGUGUGCCUAACCCCCUUUUCCAAACCAGUCUCUCUGACAAUAUAACAGCUUCCAAAGGCUGAUCUGAAAUGAAACACAAAUCCUUGUGCAAA
Calypte anna (Anna's hummingbird) is the source of this 836-nucleotide messenger RNA. RefSeq names its product mid1-interacting protein 1-B. Lineage: Eukaryota; Metazoa; Chordata; Aves; Apodiformes; Trochilidae. The record is from RefSeq and is a predicted model, not a curated record. Gene Ontology annotation, biological process: regulation of lipid biosynthetic process. Bases 56 to 442 code for a protein of 128 amino acids. Gene Ontology annotation, cellular component: cytosol. The transcript is spliced from 2 exons.